Mizuhopecten yessoensis (Yesso scallop) is the source of this 3755-nucleotide messenger RNA. RefSeq names its product G1/S-specific cyclin-D2-like. The transcript has 5 exons. The record is from RefSeq and is a predicted model, not a curated record. Lineage: Eukaryota; Metazoa; Mollusca; Bivalvia; Pectinida; Pectinidae. Gene Ontology annotation, cellular component: cyclin-dependent protein kinase holoenzyme complex; cytoplasm; nucleus. Bases 394 to 1275 code for a protein of 293 amino acids. Gene Ontology annotation, biological process: mitotic cell cycle phase transition; positive regulation of G1/S transition of mitotic cell cycle; regulation of cyclin-dependent protein serine/threonine kinase activity. Gene Ontology annotation, molecular function: cyclin-dependent protein serine/threonine kinase regulator activity.
CCUGGUCGGUGAUCGCAUGUAUUGCUUUACAUAGAGUUAGGGUGGUAUAUAAAGACGGAGGCACACUGACAGAUUGUUGGCCGGUGAGCUCUCAUGUGGGCAACACUGCUGCGAGUAUCUCACUUUUCUAAAAUUUACUAACUACCAUUGAAUGACCGGCCAAACCAGACAAUAUCAUUACGACUUUCUACCUCAGACAAAAGAUUGCUAACCACGUUUCUACUGACAAAUACACCGAGAGGGCUGGCUGUGAUAUAAGAAUCGGAGAGCGUACCUUGUGAAACGUUACAUGUGGACUGUGUCUUAUUUAUUCUCUACAGGAAAUAUCUCUGAAUUAAUAUCGAGUUGUUUUCAUCUUAAUUUAUAACAGUGAUCAUCCGAUCUUUGAGGAAGAUGAACAUGUUGAUGUGUUGUGAGACAGAACAGCUCCGGAGAGCUUACAAGGACCCUGUGCUACUGGAAGAUGAUCGUGUUCUCAACAACUUACUUAUAACAGAAGAUCGAUAUCAGCCUUCGCCAACUUACUUCAAAUGUGUACAAACAGACAUUAAACCAUACAUGAGGAAGAUGGUCGCCGAAUGGAUGUUAGAGGUUUGUGAAGAACAGAAAUGCGAAGAGGAAGUUUUUCCACUAGCAAUGAAUUAUUUGGACAGAUUCUUAUCUGUGAUGGACAUUCCCAGGAAUAGGCUACAACUUCUUGGAUGUGUGUGCAUGUUUCUGGCAUCAAAAUUAAAGGAAACGAAUCCACUUACUGCAGAAAAACUUAUUGUCUACACAGACAACUCUGUUGGAAUCGAGGAAUUGAUGGAGAUGGAAUUAAUAGUUCUAAAUAAACUAAAAUGGGACCUAUCGGCUGUGACACCUCAUGACUUUCUCGAACAUGUUCUAAGUAGACUUUGUAUGGACAAGGAAAAAUGUGAAUUAAUCAAGAAACACGCUCAGACGUUCGUGGCACUGUGUUCAACUGAUUGCAAAUUUAUGAUGUAUCCUCCCUCCAUGAUUGCCGCGGGGAGCGUGGGGGCCGCCGCACAUGGUCUGCUAAAAACUAACGACCUCAAUGCACAGCUGCUUCACAGGCUACACGAAAUCACAAGUAUAGAUGUGGACUGCUUGAGGUCAUGUCAAGAACAAAUUGAACAAACGCUAGCCACAAAUUUAUCCAGUAUGGCGCAAACGUCCGACGCGCCAAUGGUCAAAGUCGAUCGUGAUCACCACCAUCAUCACUUGGAGGGUCAACCUACAACCCCUACCGAUGUCCAAGAUAUUGUGUUUUAAAUUCUAAAAAGAGACAAAACUUUUGUUCCAAUCGCUGCCAAGAAACUUUUGCAUUUUGAGUCGACACCAACGAAUAUAUUAUGUAUACGAACUUUUGAAGUGUUUCUACUUGCGACCAGGAGCACGUGUUUCUUCUGCUCCCGAUAAGAUGUGAUGCCACAAUUGAGAAACCCGAUGAUGUUAUUAAUUAACUGACGUCACGUGGUUUACGUGUUCAAACUUUUUCUCAUAAACGUCAUCAAGCUUGUGCGUUAAUGUGACGUCAGAGUAUUAUGUGUUCAAAAAAAAUGUGAUAAAAAUAUAAUGUAGCCUUUCCGAUGUCACUUUUAACGCUCAGCUUGUAAUCAUUUCAUUCACUUGUCUCAACUUCGAAGGGACCAAAAACCCCACCGAAAAUGUUUUCAGAGGUUUUGUUAUCAGGCGGAGGCGUUAAAGCCUUUGAUGUGUUAUUGUACAUAAUGUUGCCAUUAAGUUUUCAUGUUGAAAAAAAUGCCAUUGACACAAAAAAUACAUUAAUUAUUUUCGCUGAUUCUCCCCUUCCCCCAAAUUGUUGACUAUGUUACCUCCGUCACGAAUUCACCAUUUCAAUUUGAUCCUUUUUCUUUGCGGUAAAGGUUUCAAAUUUAUUUUUAAAAACAAUUUGGAAAAUUCCUACAUUGCCACUAAUUAUGUUUUGACAAUUGUAUGCAAUUUUCCCAAUUGAAAAAGAAAAGAAAAAAUUGUAAAUCGUGGAUUGACCGGAGAACCAACUAGUGCUAUGGAUAUAUAUGUAAACGUGGUGUUUUCGAGUGCAACAUGGGACAGGGUGCUAGAAUAGAGGCAUAUAAUAGCUAACGUUCAGAUACCAACUUCAUCCCGAUCGAAAUUUCAAGAAAAGUUUUUUUCAUCAACUCAUCUAAAAAGAGUACGACGAGACCGGUUCAGGUCUCUCGUGAAAUGUGUUCAAAUAUAUAUUUAUUUUAUAUUUAAGUUAACAUAUUUUUCAACUAAGUUGGAAAACGAUGCAUUUUGAUAUUUUGAAUUAUUUUAUUUAUUGAAGACGGGAGUAUUGGAAGUCCUCGUGUUCCUUUCGUGCAAGAGAGCGUGGUAUUUGUGCCAUUUUAUUUGCUUAUAAAAAUUGAAAUAUUUCUAAUUGUGAUAAAAAAAAAAACUAUCCCAAACUAUCUUACCUCUGAUUGUUGAUAGAAAGUUUGGAAACUUGGGUGCCUAUGAUCGGCAUAUUUCUACCUCGGUUAUUCAAAGAGUAUCGACCGAAUCAAUCCCCCUGUAACUGAAAGUAACCUGACUACCGCAGUCGCCUUAGGAACAAAGACGAAACGUAAAGCGACUACACCUAGCUGUGUAAUGUAUUUUUGUGUUAUGAAAUGCCUAUCCAUUUAUUAGUAAAUAUGUAUGUAUGCUGAAAAUCCAAUCUAUUUACUUGCGAUUAGGUGGAGAAGAGAAUUUGUAUUUAUUUUUUUAAUUGAAUUGAUUGCCCAGUCGUGUGUACUUAUCGAGUAUAAUGGAGCGCCUAGCCAGUUUACAUAUAGGGCAGUUUGGGGUAGGUCGGAUCCCCUUAGGCAAGUCCUUGUGGUGUUCUUUAGAAGAACACAAGGAAUUGUAUUGUUGGACAGGGGGCGCUCCUAUACACUUUUUUUUUUUUAUCCCGCUUUAUUUUUUGUGGCAGUAUUUUUUUUUUAUUUUACAUAACAUAUGGAGACCGAUAGGCAGUGGCAAUAGAUAUGAUAGAAAUAUUGUCUUUCAAGGUUAAACUGCAAAGCUACGACGUCUGUGAUAGAAUCCUAUAAUAAACUUUGCGUACCUAGCAGACCUUCGAGCUGACUGGUACAGGUCUUGUACGAUUUCGUUUUGCGAGAGUCACAAGCCCGAGAGUACGGAGUAUUUAAUGGAGUAAUUUGAAUGUGAGGAAGACUUUUUCCGAGUUAGAAGGCGCAUGAUUGGUAUAUAUGAGAAGCGAAAGGAGACGUGGAAACAUCUUUUAGAAUUUCAAGUGGAUUAAAUUAAUAUUUUUCUCAUAUUUGUGUUGAUAACAGUUCAAAAGCACAUUUUGAAUUUAUAUUUUUAGUUUUUUUGAAGCAACAAAACGUAGAUAAUCUACGUUAUUUUACUGUUAUUUUAUUUGAAAAAAUAAUCGAAUUAUGUUGGGGAAAAUGAAAUAUAUGUUAAAAAAUUAAACCUACUACUUUUGCUUAACAGUCCGUUAAAUUGUUCCAUUCUAUUGGUUUGUUGACCAUGUGCUCCUUUGUGUACGAGAGAAAUGUGAUUCUUCGGCUACAAUCCGGAGAUCGGUUUCGAUGUUAGGUAGUCCAGCUAUCUCGGGUGUGAUUUGUCAGAGGGUGGUUUUGUACCUUUCCUGUGUGAAAGGAGGGACCAAAUGUUUGGGACGGGGGACAGAUUUGCCGUCCCCUUGUACCAAAAACAAUGAGCAAUUUUGUUUUAUGGAAAGCAAUAAAAUAAAAUGUUCAAAAUUUCAAAAAGAA